GUCACUUUCUGUACUAGCAAUUGAGAGAAAUCUAAGUAGUUUCUUUUCAAAAGCGUGGGCUUCAGCUUGUCUAAAAGGAAAGCAGACAUUUAUCUUCUAAUGCCUUCCUUAUGCUGUACGUCUAAGUUUAAUUAGAAACGGUUUGUGCCUUAAGCAAACUCAGUAAAAAUGCGUGGUUCUUCACUUGCAGAAACCGAUGACUACGCAGAGAUCAUAGAUGAAGAGGACACAUAUACCAUGCCCUCCACCAGAGAUUAUGAGAUACAGAGGGAGAGAAUCGAAUUGGGCCGCUGCAUUGGAGAGGGGCAGUUCGGUGAUGUGCAUCAAGGAAUUUACAUGAGUCCUGAAAACCCUGCAAUGGCUGUUGCCAUCAAAACAUGCAAAAACUCCACUUCAGAUAGUGUGCGAGAAAAGUUCCUACAGGAAGCCUUGACAAUGCGACAGUUUGACCAUCCUCAUAUAGUGAAGCUGAUUGGCGUAAUUACAGAAAAUCCGGUCUGGAUAAUUAUGGAACUGUGUACCUUUGGAGAGUUACGGUCGUUUUUACAAGUAAGAAAAUACAACUUGGAUUUGGCCUCCUUAAUUCUGUAUGCUUACCAGCUCAGCACAGCAUUAUCUUAUCUGGAGAGUAAGAGAUUUGUACAUCGGGAUAUUGCUGCCAGAAAUGUCUUAGUAUCAUCAUUAGACUGUGUAAAGUUAGGAGACUUUGGUUUAUCGAGAUACAUGGAAGACAGCACUUAUUACAAAGCCUCCAAAGGGAAGCUGCCCAUUAAAUGGAUGGCUCCCGAAUCGAUCAACUUCCGCCGGUUUACCUCAGCUAGUGACGUGUGGAUGUUUGGUGUUUGUAUGUGGGAAAUUCUAAUGUAUGGAGUGAAACCAUUUCAAGGAGUAAAAAAUAAUGAUGUAAUUGGUAGAAUUGAAAAUGGUGAGCGGUUGCCAAUGCCUCCAAAUUGCCCUCCAACACUCUACAGCCUCAUGACCAAAUGCUGGGCAUAUGAUCCUAGCAGAAGACCACGGUUCAAUGAACUGAAACAACAGCUCAGUACAAUAUUGGAAGAAGAGAAAGUGCAACAGGAAGAAAGAGUGAGAAUGGAGCAGAGAAGGCAGAUCACAGUUUCCUGGGAUUCGGGAGGAUCAGAUGAAGCCCCUCCAAAGCCCAGUAGACCAGGCUACCCAAGUCCAAGAUCCAGUGAUGGUUUCUUUCCCAGUCCACAACAUAUGGUGCAGCAUAAUCAUUAUCAGGUUUCUGGAUAUACUGGUUCACACGGAAUUUCGCCUAUGCCUGGAACUAUAUAUACUGCACAGGAUUCCGGCUCUUUGGAUAUGCGUGGAAUGGGACAGAUGCUCCCAACAAAUGUAAUGGAAGAACAGUUGUUAAGGCAGCAGCAGGAAAUGGAGGAGGAUCAACGAUGGCUUGAACAGGAAGAGAAGUUUCUGAAACCUGAUCCAAGGUCAAUGAGAAACAAUGUUGAUCGAGAUGAUGGUGGUCUCCUGGACCCAACUGGCAAUCAUCACAUCUACCAGCCUGUAGGGAAACAAGAGCAUGCAGCGCCACCAAAGAAGCCUCCUCGACCUGGUGCCCCUAGCCAUGGAGGAAGCAUUGCCAGCCUAAACAGUCCAAUUGACAAUUACAAUGAAGGAGUGAAGCCAUGGAGGAUUCAACCACAAGAAAUAAGCCCCCCACCCACAGCUAACCUGGACCGUUCCAAUGACAAAGUGUAUGAAAAUGUAACUGGAUUGGUGAAGGCCGUGAUAGAAAUGUCUAGUAAAAUACAGCCAGCACCUCCAGAAGAAUACAUACCGAUGGUAAAGGAGGUUGGUUUGGCAUUGAGAACUUUAUUGGCUACAGUGGAUGAAACCAUUCCUUCACUUCCAGCAAGCACCCAUAGAGAGAUUGAGAUGGCACAAAAGCUACUGAACUCUGACCUAGCAGAAUUAAUUGGAAAAAUGAAGCUGGCCCAACAAUAUGUGAUGACAACUCUUCAGCAGGAAUAUAAGAAGCAGAUGCUGACAGCUGCACAUGCAUUAGCUGUGGAUGCCAAAAAUUUGCUGGAUGUUAUCGACCAAGCCAGACUGAAAAUGAUUGGAGGUCAACCUCGGCCACUCUAGCUGCCUGAAGCUUGCUCUGGGGGUUUUUGAAAUGAUUGUGUGAUCAAAUCUACCACCAGCAUGUGGAAUCACAAAGAGCCAAAAAAAGACUUUAUCUAUCAACAUAUGUAUAAAAAGCAGAGAAAGUACUGUCAAGUCAAGGAUUCCGGGACACCCGAGGGCUGAGAAUUCUUGCUAUACAGUACAACAACUCCAGACUGGAACUGUAAUCACUGAAUAGAAAUAGACCAAUAUUUAGCUGCAAUACAUCGACAGGAUUUGAACAAAGAUGUUAUAUUUUCAGACUGAAGUCAUUUAAGGUAACAAAAAAAACUUUCUUCGUUACUCCACCUCAGCGUGUGAAUGGAGGUUCACCUGUAUUUUAGCAACACUCUGAAGUGUUAAUUAAAAGACUAGCAUGUAGAAUAGACCUGAGACUGUAUCAUGCUUCAAGCAGAAAUACAUGCUAGUUGUUUAGAGAAAACCUGGAACAGAUUGUGCUGCAAUUGCAGAUGCAGCAAAAUUUGAGUGCUGUGUAUUAAUAUUUCUUCUACCAUUGUUUAACUUCAUUUUUUAAUUAUUUAAAACAAAAGCCACAAUCACAAUUAAAAACAAACUAGUUACUAACCAUCUUGUUUCUGGCUUGUCUAGGAGUUUGUGGGAACAGUGUAGUAUGCAGACGUGGUACAUUUUUAUUUCUAUUUUCCAUAUGUAUUACCUGUUCUCUGGAACUCCCUCCUUCAUUUUGGGGUAUAAAUUAUUCUCAGGAAGAAUAUAAUGAACUGUACAGUUAUUUGACCUAUUAAAAAGGUGUUAAUAAAAAGCAAAA
This is a messenger RNA of Rhincodon typus (whale shark), 2917 nucleotides long. RefSeq names its product focal adhesion kinase 1. Gene Ontology annotation, cellular component: focal adhesion. Gene Ontology annotation, biological process: signal complex assembly; protein phosphorylation. The record is from RefSeq and is a predicted model, not a curated record. Gene Ontology annotation, molecular function: ATP binding; protein tyrosine kinase activity. The transcript is spliced from 19 exons. The coding region runs from base 169 to 2109 and encodes 646 amino acids. Lineage: Eukaryota; Metazoa; Chordata; Chondrichthyes; Orectolobiformes; Rhincodontidae.